Molecule: messenger RNA, 1973 nt
Organism: Galendromus occidentalis (western predatory mite)
Lineage: Eukaryota; Metazoa; Arthropoda; Arachnida; Mesostigmata; Phytoseiidae
Product: endochitinase
Exons: 4
Coding region: 52-1806 (584 amino acids)
Biological process (GO): carbohydrate metabolic process; chitin catabolic process
Cellular component (GO): extracellular region
Molecular function (GO): chitin binding; chitinase activity
Source: RefSeq, a predicted model, not a curated record
UCAAACGACAUCUUGAAGGCCGGAGCUGUGCAGAGGGCUCCGUGGCCCAUCAUGGCGAAACAUAUCUACACGCUCUCAUUGGUGUCAAUUGUUUUCGUUGUAGGAGUUCUCUCAGCCGACAAGGCAGUCGAAUCAGCAAAAGAUGGAAAGCAGCUCGAAACGAUCAAGAACAUUACGACCGAUACCCCGAAGGUCGUAUGCUACUUCAGCUCAUGGGCGCUGUACCGACCCUUCCCGAUGAACUACGAUAUCGAUGAUAUUCCCGGAGACAAAUGUACCCAUCUCGUGUACGCUUUCGUAGGACUCAGCAACCAAACCUGGGAGCUUUUCUCGAUCGACCCGGAGUUCGAUUUCAACAAAGGUGGUUACCGGCGCUUCACGGCGCUCCGCAAGAAGUUCCCGCACGUGAAAACUCUUCUCUCCGUCGGAGGAUGGGCUGAAGGCGGCAAGAAGUAUUCGGAAAUGGUAGCCGUGGAGGCUCACCGCCACACGUUCAUUAACUCCGUCAUCCAGUGGGUGCAGACAUACGGAUUCGAUGGUUUCGAUCUGGAUUGGGAGUAUCCUGGUGCUUUCGAUCGCGGAGGCACCGUCAAAGACAAGGAAAACUUCCUUGAUUUGGUUAGGGAAAUGAAAUCCGUCUUCAACACCUAUCGAAUGAUCCUGUCCGCCGCUGUUCCCGUGUCCAAGUUCCGGGUUCAAGACGCGUAUGAUAUCGAGGAGCUUGGAAAACUUCUCGAUUUCAUCAAUGUCAUGACCUACGACCUGAGAGGAAAUUGGGCAGGCUUCUCCGACGUACAUUCACCAUUACACAAACGGCCUUUCGAUGAGUGGGCUUACGAGAAAUUGAAUGUGCACGAUGGUCUCCAGAUGUGGGUCGACGGUGGCGCCCCGAAAAACAAGCUCAUUGUCGGUGUUCCGUUCUACGGUCGCACCUACACCUUGCAAGACCCCCAGAGCCGCGGGCUCAAAGCCUAUAUCGACAAAGACAAGAAAGGUGGUCUUCCCGGAACCUACACCAACUCGACCGGUUUCCUCGCCUACUUCGAAAUUUGCUCAUUGCUCUCGCAAAACAACGGAUGGACCCGCAAAUUCGACCAGAUCGGCAAAGCGCCGUACGCCUUCAAGGAGGACCAAUGGGUGGGCUACGAAGACGCCGAAUCGGUUGCCGCUAAGAUGGAUUAUCUCAAAGAACAGGGCUACGGUGGAGCUAUGGUUUGGGCUCUGGACAUGGAUGAUUUCCGAGGCUCCUGCGGUGAAAAGAAUCCGCUCUUGACGACGAUCGAUAGAAAGCUCAAGGACUACAAAGUGCCCGUCGUGAAAAAGCAAGUCAUCAAAAGACCGAAACCCGUCCUCAACAACCACUCGAAACCACACAGGCGGACUCAAACCAGCCCUGCGCCGAACACCAAGAAAUCCGUGACCACUCCGCGAACUCGCUUCGCCCCUCAAAGCAAGGCCACCACAGCCGCCGCGAAACCCAAAACCACACAGACGGCGAAGCCCUCGACAACGCGGCGACCGAUCGCACAGAACCUCAAGAAGACCUACGGGGAUCCGGGCAGACUCUACCCGAACGACUGCAAUACCCCGAACAUUUCUUACAUUCCUCACGAGAAAGAUUGUCAGAAGUAUUAUUGGUGCGCUUACGGAGUACCAAUCGUGAUGUUCUGCGAAGGGGAAACCAUUUGGAAUCAAGAGGACGGAAACUGCAAGCUGCCCGAUCUGGUGAACAGGCCCGAGUGCAAGGGUGACAACCCCGUUUCGAACCCAUUCACUCGAAGAAAGCGCGGGAGCGCUAGAAAGUAGUGGGAUCACAGAGCAUUAUUAGGUCAGGAAUUUGAUCUUCAUGAGGUUUUCUUCAGGCGCUCCUGUUGUACAAAUUGGGCGUCACGCCAUUUACGGAGAGGAGGUCGUCGGAGCUGACAUCUGUGUGGAUGAUAUUUAUUAAAUUGAACAGAGCUGGAAAUGAACGA